AAAAUUUUAAAAAAUACAAAGAUGACAUGAAUGUUUCCAGUCUGGAACACAAAACUCCAGCCAGCCCAUGUUCUCAUUUUCCAGCGAUUGCCAAUUUGCCAAAAAGGCAAAGAAGGAACUAAACUAAUUAUUUCCAAAAUCAUUCAUUUUCAGCUUAGAAAAACUUCUCUGCAACUUGCAGCUUCAUUCUUGAUGAAAGAUUGUUCCUUUCUGCUUUCAUAGCCUUUGUCUCCAUUACCAUUUUGCACCCCAUUUACUGUUGGAUUAUUGUUCUUACUCCUUCAGAUCUAUUUGCUAACUGGGCUUCUUUUAUUUUAAUGAAGAAGCCUUGCUUGUAAGAAUUUUUUUUGCUUAUAUCCCUUUUUUUUUCUGGGUUCUGAUGGUGCCAUUGAAGACUAGAGGCAAAUGCUUGUAAGAUUUUAGAGAACGUAACCAAGGAGGUAUGUGCUUACACUGUUGAAGACGGUGGGAAAGUAGCUUCUUUUGUUUAUCGGCUGGUACAUUCUUUCAGUUCUUUAUUGAUCAGACUUUUGGUUGUGAAGUCAUUUUUGUGAUUCAAGGCUUAGACUUUUUUUAAUCUAUCUUUGAUCUUCAACUUGAGUGACUGGUUGUGGUUCUAUUUGGAGUGGAAAUCUUCGGUUAAUUGUCAGAGUUAAAUGCUUGAUAGUGGAAAGAAAGAGGUUUAAUUAAAGUUUUGGUUAUUAUUAUGAAGGUCCAAGGCAUGGGAAUGUUAGGCCUCUUUGUUGUAGUUAUAUUUAUACUUGUUAGAGCUGGGAAUGCCCAGCUGAAUGCUUUUUUGGUGAAUUGUGGGUCAAAUUCAAGUGUUAUCGUGAAUGGUAGAAAAUGGAUUGGAGACUCAUCUCCAGGGAACAACAUCACUCUGAGUUCACAUGGAAUUGAAGCAUCCUCUGCUACGUUCAAUGGAGAUCCAGUUUAUGCACCUCUGUACAAGAAUGCUAGGCUUUUCAUUGACCGGCUCAAUUAUACAUUCCAAGUACCUCAGGGAAGAUAUUUUCUGAGGCUCCAUUUUUAUCCACUGGUUUUCGAACAUUAUGAUGCCAAUGUGAGUUACUUUUCGGUAUCAGCAAAUGGUUUGAAGUUAAUUUCUGAAUUCAACAUCCCGGGAGAGAUUAUACAAAAGAAUGAAUUCUUGCUUGGAGGCAAUUCCAGUUUUUCUUCAUUGGUGAAGGAGUAUAUCUUCAAUGUGGAUACUAAUGUGUUGGUGGUUGACUUUAUUCCAAGCAAAGGUACUUUUGGUCUUGUGAAUGCGAUUGAAGUCAUACCAGUUGCAGAUAACUUAUUUGCUGAAUCUGUUAAGAAAGUUGGUGGAAAUGGUGCUAAUGCUUCUCUUGAUUUUGGUAAAAGAGGGCUUCAGACUGUCUAUAGGUUGAAUGUUGGCGGAGGGAGAAUUCGACCUGAUCAAGAUAAGGAGUUCUGGAGGUUAUGGGAAGUAGAUUCGGGCUACAUGAUCAAUCCGGAUGCAGGUUCCGAAAUCAGUAACCAAUCUGCUAUAGUCUAUGCUUCACCAAAUGAUACAUCUGUUGCUCCUCUUCUUGUAUACGAAUCAGCAAGAACUAUGUCCAACUCGCAAGUAACUGAGAAGAGGUUCAACAUGUCAUGGAAAAUGGAAGUAGAUCCUGGUUUUGAUUAUCUUGUUCGGUUACAUUUCUGUGAGCUCCAAUUCAAUGUCUCAAGUCAAAGAAAUUUCAGAAUCUACAUAAAUAAUAGAACUGCUGCUGAUAAUGUCGACCUAUUCAUGAGAGCAGGAGGAAAGAAUAGGGCAUAUCAUGAGGAUUACUUUGAUGUUACUUCUCCUGCAACAAAUAACCUUUGGAUACAGCUAGGUCCUGACAGUAGCGCGAGUGCUGCUGGAACUGAUGCUCUCUUGAGUGGUCUGGAGGUUUUCAAGUUGAGUAGAGAUGGUAACCUAGCUUAUGUACAAAGAUAUGGAAACUUAGAAUUGAAAAAGUCCUCGCAAACUUUGAAACUGUGGGUGGCAAUUGGUGCUGGAAUUGCUUCAAUUGCAAUUGCAGCAGCUAUUGUAGCACUGAUGUUCUGGUUAUUCAGAAAGCCAAGAGCAAAAGAUGCUGAGGGGAAAAAGACCUCUCCAGGUUGGAGGCCAUUAUUCCUUCACGAGAGCACGGCUAAUGCCAAAGGUUCUCUGAGAUAUCAAAAUCCCAGUGCGCUUGGUACUAGCAUUACUGGAAGGCAUUUCACAUUUGCGGAGAUUAAAGCAGCCACCAACAAUUUUGACGAAAGUUUGGUGAUUGGAGUUGGAGGAUUUGGUAAGGUUUAUAAAGGAGAGCUUGAAGACUCUACACUUGCAGCUAUUAAGCGAGCUAAUCCACAAUCGCAGCAAGGCCUAAAAGAAUUUGAAACAGAAAUUGAGUUGUUAUCAAAAUUGAGGCACAGGCAUCUUGUUGCAAUGAUUGGGUUCUGUGAUGAAGCAAAUGAAAUGAUCUUGGUAUAUGAGUUUAUGGCUAAUGGCACUCUUAGAAGUCAUCUAUUUGGGAGUGACCUUCCAUCAUUGACCUGGAAGCAGCGACUCGAAGUGUCCAUUGGUGCUGCCCGCGGUCUGCAUUACCUUCAUACAGGAUCAGAACGCGGAAUUAUCCACAGGGAUGUUAAGACUACAAAUAUUCUGUUAGAUGAGAACUUUGUGGCGAAAAUGGCAGAUUUUGGCUUGUCCAAAACUGGUCCUUCUUUAGAGCAUACCCAUGUGAGUACUGCUGUCAAAGGAAGCUUUGGAUACCUAGACCCUGAGUAUUUCAGAAGGCAGCAGUUAACCGAGAAGUCAGAUGUCUACUCAUUUGGUGUGGUUCUGUUUGAAGUUCUGUGUGCAAGAGCAGUAAUAAAUCCCACCUUGCCAAAAGAUCAAAUUAACCUUGCAGAAUGGGCAAUGAAGAAUCAACGCCAGAAAUCUCUCGAAACAAUUAUUGAUCCACGACUCAGAGGGAAAUAUUCUCCGGAAUCAAUAAAACGAUAUGCCGAAAUUGCAGAGAAGUGCCUAGCAGAUGAAGGGAAAAGCAGGCCAACAAUGGGGGAAAUCUUAUGGCACUUGGAGUAUGUCUUACAACUUCAAGAAGCUUGGCUGCGAGAAAAUGCAGAAGAAGUGACCAUCACAGAUAGUCAUCCUCUCACCCCUCUCAAUGAUGAUGAAUCUGGUGCUCAAGUUCCUACUAACUUGGAGACCCAGGGAGACUUAGAUGCACAAGAUAAAGAAGGUGAAUCUGAGCAUGUGAUUUGAGGGUGAGAACUUGUCACCAUUGGUAAAUCAGCAAGAAAGCCGGUAAACAGAGAACAGAUAUUGUCACCUGGUGCAUUCUGGUUUUACAUCCUUAAUUCUUUACAUUUCUAUCAUCCACCUUAGCAGUCAUGGUCUGCAUUUUUAUAUUCUGGAAAGUGCUCAGAUAGAUUUGAGAGUUUAGCAUUUGGAUGUAACUUAGUGAUUUGGAUUCUUUCAUUCUUAUGGACAGACAUUGGCAGUUUCAGUAAAGAACUGAGAAUUGCCGAUUUGGAUCAGUUCAUCAAUUCAUUCAGUUCUUUGUUUAUUUCUCUUUUAUUCUUGGCC
Molecule: messenger RNA, 3571 nt
Organism: Oldenlandia corymbosa var. corymbosa
Lineage: Eukaryota; Viridiplantae; Streptophyta; Magnoliopsida; Gentianales; Rubiaceae
Source: the annotation of a GenBank genome assembly